Messenger RNA from Clunio marinus, 480 nucleotides. Lineage: Eukaryota; Metazoa; Arthropoda; Insecta; Diptera; Chironomidae. The record is from the annotation of a GenBank genome assembly.
AUGCAAGCUACUAUUCACUUGAGUUUAAUGUGUUGGGAGGAAAUUAACUGGAAAAUGAUGAAGCAACACAAAUUCGCGACACGACAUGCUGUCUCGUUUGUUUGCUCAAUAAACGCAGAUGCCAAGAGAGAUGUUAAGAGUUUGAUUAUAUCAAAGCACUUUGCUUACCUUUUACUGACUUUAAAAUUGAAUUAUUCCUUUGUUUGUUAUGUGAUGUUCAUAAAGUUAACGACUUCUUUGGAUAAGCACGAUGUGAUGAUUAUGAGUACAUAUAAGCUUUUGACGCAACCCCAAAAUGGAUCACUUUUAUGUUUAAGUUUCUUCAAUUUAAGUUUUAAUUUGCACACCGAAUCGUUUUUAGCACAUGAAAUAGAUAAAGUCAAGAAUGCUACCAACACUCGUUUUCCUCCGCAGCAUUCAAAUAGUAAAAAACAAAUUUUGUUGAGACAAGAAAAAUCUUCCAAAGCGAUAGCUCAAUAA